AGGAGAGCCAAAGCGAGUGUCUUAAAAUAGAGAGGCUGGCAGAGGAGCGCGAGACACCGCGAGGCGGGAGGAGGCGAGCGAGAGAGGCGGGCACGAGGCGUGCAGGUCCGAGGCCGGCUUGCACGGGCGGACUGGGCGGGGUGGGCGCCGACGCCCCUCGGCGCGGCUCAGCACCGGGCCCCGCAGGAAGCGCACACUGAUUGACAGCUGCGCUGUCCCAAAAAGGCUCCGCGAAGAUGCUGAUCCGCGGGUGGGUCUAGACGCGCGGCCGGCGCGCCCGGUGCCCGCUCCCCUCCGCGCUCCUCCCUUGCCCGCCGCCUCCCCGGGCGGCCAAGGAGCGGGGCUGAGGCCCCCGCAGGCGCGCCAGCCCCCGCGGCCCCGUCCGGCCGGCGCUCUCCCCGGCUCACCAUGCACUGCCACGCGGAGCUGCGGCUGAGCUCGCCCGGCCAACUCAAAGCAGCCAGGCGGCGCUACAAGACUUUCAUGAUCGACGAGAUCCUUUCCAAGGAGACCUGCGACUACUUUGAGAAACUUUCCCUCUACUCCGUUUGCCCGUCGCUGGUCGUGCGACCCAAGCCCCUGCAUUCCUGUACCGGCCCCGCUUCCCUUCGGGCAUACCCUCUCCUCUCAGUGAUCACCCGACAGCCCGCGGUCAUCUCCCACCUGGUCCCUGCCCCCCCGGGAGCUGCCCAGGCCUUGUCCUGCCACCCGGCCUCCGAGGCCUCCUGUGCUGAGGCCCCGGGGGGCGAGGCUCUGGGCAGCAGCGAGUCGGAGACGGAGCAGCCCACACCGCGGCAGAAGAAGCCCCGCCGGAGUCGUACCAUCUUCACUGAACUGCAGCUCAUGGGCCUGGAGAGGAAGUUCCAGAAGCAGAAGUACUUGUCCACCCCAGACAGGUUGGACUUGGCCCAGUCUCUGGGACUCACUCAACUGCAGGUGAAGACUUGGUAUCAGAACCGCAGGAUGAAGUGGAAGAAAAUGGUUCUUAAAGGUGGACAGGAAGCACCCACAAAACCCAAAGGUCGUCCCAAGAAGAACUCCAUCCCCACCUCGGAAGAGAUUGAAGCUGAAGAGAAGAUGAACAGCCAGGCCCAGAGCCAGGAGCACCUUGCACCCUCCCAGAGACAGGAGGAGCUCUGUGACCCACAGGAACCAAAAGCAUGCGAUGUCCCCUUAGAGGUGGCAGAGCCCCCCGGCCAGCCCCAGGAGUUGCCAGUAGCCUCUUCGGAACCCCCACCAUCAAGCUAAAAUAAAAACUCUUUCGGGGGAAGGGGGAGAUGGGGAGGAAUGGAAAGAGGGAAGUCAGGGAGAAUAGAGAGAGAUCCGCUUCCCAAAGCCUGGUAAACUUGGGGAGAAGAGAUCCGCGUCUCCCAACCCCCACGGGUCUCAGUGGUUUUCAUUACAAGCAUUUGACGAAGACUUGCUUGCCUUAGGCCUUUCUCUUCCUGAAAGGCUGCUUUAGCCACGGGAUGCCCUUGACAAGGGAGACAGUGCCUUGGAACUGCCUGCCCCCACGGGGGUGGGGGGGGGGCUGGGUACCAGAACCCUGCCCCCGUGCUCAGCCCCCUGCCCUGGGCUGGCGCGGUGGCGGGUGGAGGACGCCCCGGCUCGCUCCCUGCCAGCCCCUGGGCAGCCAGUCAUCAAAGCAGAGCGAUCAUAGAGGAGCUUGGGACGGAAGGCCUGGCUUCCUUGCUGACUCAGCACUUAUUUCUGUCGUUUUAAAAGAGAAUUUAAUGUUUUUGGUUGUUUUUUUGGGGGGGUGGGGGGCCGGUGAGGGUGGGCAAAGAAGAGUUGGGGGAAGCGAGUUCUGAGUUAUUAGAAUUGUUUCUGAAUAAAGUUCGUUUUGAAGACACGUGUGCCUUUGUACCCAUUAUAAGACGGUGAGGUGACCCAAGAACCGGGAAGCCUUGGUUUUCUUGCUUUAUUGAGUUGUCCCUGAAACUGCAAAGCAGAUAUGUUAAGAUAACUUUUAUUUUUUAAUUAAAAAUAAAUCUUU
Molecule: messenger RNA, 1996 nt
Organism: Ailuropoda melanoleuca (giant panda)
Lineage: Eukaryota; Metazoa; Chordata; Mammalia; Carnivora; Ursidae
Gene: BARX2
Product: BARX homeobox 2
Exons: 4
Coding region: 409-1248 (279 amino acids)
Biological process (GO): regulation of DNA-templated transcription
Molecular function (GO): DNA binding; DNA-binding transcription factor activity, RNA polymerase II-specific
Source: RefSeq, a predicted model, not a curated record